UGGCGUAGGAGGAGAAACUUGGGCAUAAGAUGGGAAAAAGUGGAGAAAUAUAAAAAUGUCAACGGAACUGAGCUAUUAAUGUGUCCUGACAACGAGUGAUUUGAGCAUUCAAACGUUCUCCAGCUCCUGCAAUUUGUGCAAAUUUACGUGUACGGUCAGAUGAUAGCUCUCAAUCGGAUUUAUUAUCUUUCCUUCAAGAGUCUAAACCCUAAUCUCACCGUCCGACUACAUUAUUAUGAUUCUAGCUCCUCCUUUUCAGACAGAUUUCAGACAGAGGAAGAUUGGAAUGGAUCUAGCCCGGAUGAUUAUCUUGAAUCCGUCGUCGCUUGACUAGGGCCAGGAAAUCUCUAGGAUUUGGACUGAUUUUUAGGAUUGUCUUUCGUCAUUGAAACACUCAAGAUGAAUUCGAUUGUGAUAUUGUCGGCACAUUAUAGGGUCAGGAUGAUGUUCUAUUUGUUCAUUCUUUCCUCGAGCUUGAUUAAUUAUAUCUUGGCUGAUUCUGGUGAACAUGAAAGUGCAGCGUUGCACUUAUUUCCAGGGGCUAUAAAACGAUCAUCGGCCCUAGUGAGUGGAUGUCAUUGCAACUGUACGUCAAACAACUAUGAUGAAUUGUCAAAUAUUGGUUUCUUUUCAUGUCAGUCGUCUGGUUGCAUCAAAUGUGCUCCAACAAAUUACGAUGUUUGUGUUUCCGCCUUCACUGACAGCGAAGGCAACCAACAGUAUGGCAUGUAUGUAUGUCUUACAAACCAACAACAAGCAACAGCCAUGUGCCUUUAUAGUCUUCAGAUACCUCACUUUAUCUGCGAAAAUACAGAUAACCAGUACAUCGAAUGUCAGUAUGAAAGGGGAAAUGAGGAAUCACUCUGCACAUUUAAAGCGCCGACUAAAACGGUCGCUGAUGGCUGCUAUCCGCUCGCUCCUUCUUGUCCGGAUAGUUCGAGGGUUUGUUGUGAGAGUGCACGUGACUGCAGUUGUCUAUCAAACAUCGUCGCUCCCAGCUCGGAUAUCUGCUUGCAGAAGUCUGUAGCCAACGGUUUGUGGGGUUCAUGCGAGUGUGACGCGUACACUAACAACGGAUCGCCGGUUUGCGGAGCAUGUGGCGAGUGCUACGAUGACGACGAAGAUGAUGACAGUACUCCAGAUGACACAAAUGGUGCUUCAGGCAAGAACCCUAAAGGAGGUGAUGGAGUAGGUGAUAUCGGUGGGUUUGAGGAAUCACAUCAGGAUCCCAUGAAGAUUGCCGGCGUAGUCGUCCCCAUCGUCGCCAUCAUUGUCUUUCUCGUUGUCGCUAUGCUUGUAGUCUGGAGGACUGGAGGAAUUCCAAAAUGCAUGAAGAGAAGAUGUAUAUGUACCUGCGAAGAAACGGGUUCUAUGAAAGAACUACCUGUGAAGCGAUCACCCAGCGGCCCGGACCAAGAAAACCAUUACGAAAUUGAGCCCAACGAGGAACCGCAUUUCUACGCAGGUGUCCGUAACAUAGACUGUACCAACAGGUCAGAACAGGAUGGACCCCUGACCAACGCUCAAGAAGACACCAAUGGAUACCUAUGGUAUCGAGGAGAGGGAUCAUCAAAGAAAGAUUCAUCAGACCUUGAUCAAAACAAGAAAGAUCCAGGAGACGGCCUGGUCUAUUAUGAGCUAGAAGAAACCAAAGAAAAUCUGGAAGACAAAGCAGUGACUGAUACAACACCUGAGUAUCUUGAAUUUGAUUUGGAUGACAAGCCGAAGGCAGCUAAAGAAGAAACGCAACCUCAAGAGACAGUGAAGUCGACGGGGCAACCACAGAUUCAGGAUAGUCCGGUAGUAGACGUGGCCGAGGAGGAUUGUCAGUACGGGAAACUUGACCGUAGUCCCAACAAAUCAGGACACCUCAAAAGCCACCCUAAUCCUCCAGGAGAUGACGAGUAUGGACACCUAGAACCUGUGAACAGUGAUACAGGAGAUACUCCAGGGUGUCCUACAGCAGAGACGUAUCAGACCCUGGACAGGAGUCCAAUGAUGAAGCCAGUUGAUGAGAGCUUGAAGGUGGAGAGCGGUGCAGAAUAUGGACAGCUUGAUAUGACUGAAGCUGAACAGCUUGCAGCGCCAUCUAGUGACGCCCCUCUCCCCGAGACAGUAGAUCCUACGCGAAAGAGAACGCCGGAUGAUAUGCCCCCGAGUAGUGAGGAAGUGUAUGGGACUCUUUAAGGAUUAAAUUGAGUUCUAAUCAUAAUGAUCACAUUGUGAAAGAAAUCUGGAAGCAAUUAGGAAAAGCUGAUAUUUACGUAUUACAUAAGAAUAUACAUUAUGUUAGGUUUUGUAAUUAUCAUGAUAAUAAAAUAACGCGCACUCAUGCUGAAAGUCACUUGCAGUGCACACUAAAGUGUGAGUUUAUGGGACUACACAUAUGUGACAUGGAAGUUUGGUCAGAAACGUUCAUAUUUCCCCCCUCAUAUCCCCUCAUGUUUCAUAUAUGAGGGUAUUUGAUGAGCAACCCCUCAAAGGGGACAUUUCUAUUAUGAUAUUCUUCCAAACAAACAUUGAAGAACAAGAAAUUUGAGAUAUUUUUGUUCAAGUACCUUCAACAAAACUCAACCUUUUUAAUCAAUAUCUAUUCCCAUUCCUGCAUCAUUCAAUACACAUUUCUUGUAAACAUUUUUGUAUUUCACAUGUCUUUUAUGAGGCCAAGGUUGUCGGAAGUACUCCGAAAAUAGAAAGGGAAUGAAAAAUGGUUUCUGUACGUGACAUUUAAAAUGGAAAUAUUCAUUCGUGUAUUGUAUAUGUUCGUUGAUUUAUUUCCUUGUUGAAAUGUAGGCCUAUGUCUCAAGUUUGUGCAUAGCAAUGUAAAUUUUGUUUAUGUAGUUCUGAUAAAGAGUAAUCCCUUAUACAUCCCUUCGAAGUGCCCCGUUUAUUCUUAAAUUUCCUGUUAUUUCCACUGUGAGUGUUUUCAUCACUUUCAGCUAAUAUACAUGUAGCUCACACCAUAUUGUCAGGUUAGUCAUAUCUUAUCAUUCUUCAUUAUGAUUCAAAAUGUAAUUAAAUGGAAGUCAAUCCUCUUUUGAGGAAGUUAGUCUGUUUUAUACUAAUAUUUCAUAAAAUACACAUUUUCUAGUUGUAUGCACUGCUGGGCGAAUCCAUGCAAUGUUUCUCGUACGGCAUGUGUCUUUUAUUAUCUUCAUAUUAUCAUUAACUGAUGACGGUGAUGGCGAAAGAACAAUAAGUCAAUGGUUAUCUUUAUAUAUUUUGUUCAUGUUUGGAUGAAAUAAAAGGGAAAAAAGAAUUACUGUGCAGGACCAAUUAGAGAAGCGAAUCGCCCGACUGACAAAUGCCAGAACCUAAUAAGGCGCACCCCCUACCCCUGUCCGAAGUUUUGCACAAUGUGUUUAAUGGCAAAGAUAUUCAUGAAAAAGUAUAUUUUUGCAUCAUCAAAAUAUGUCCCCCAAAAGACGGUUUAUAAUCAAUAGCUCAGUCCACCAAAUUGUAUUGGCUGGUUCACUUCUAUUUGCUUGUACUAUCUUCGUCGACAUUGAGGUAUGAGAAGAGAUCAUCUUUAAAUUAAGUAAGAUUAGAUUUUGACCAACAUCAUCAUAGUAUAAGAAUCAGUGAUGAUGUAUUCGACUUAUUCAGAUGUGAACAUGCUGUCGAAGUUCAGAUCGUACACUCUCUAUGUAAUGAGUUGAAGUACAAUGCACUUCGGAGUCAUACUUAAAGUGACUCGGUAACAUUGUCUCAGAUUCUGAAACGAAAUCAUGGAUUUAGCUCAUGCUGCAAUGACAAUUAUAAAUAGUUAGGUCAGUCAGGAACCCCAUGACUUGUACAAGCCGAUCGCCUGUCUGAUUAUCAAGAUAUUGAUGAUUGGAAAUCGAAAUCAAAUUUUGAGUUUCUAAAGGUCUUUAUAACGCUACAGUCUUGGGAAAAAUGAGUAUAGUAAAACCGGUCACUCGAAGACUUUUACUUUUUUGAGGCACUUCAUGAUCAUUUUGAAGCGCAUUUUUUUAGGGCUACAAUAUCACAGACACUGAUAACACGUAGGGCCAUGCAUCUCAGAUUUAACAUUGUUAAACGAUCCCUUUAAUAUGACUCAUUCUGUUUAGAGUGGCAUCCAUACUAAAAAAAACACUUUAGAGGGGCUUUAAGCUGUUCUUUAGUAUAAAUAAGGAAAUGAUUUUGUGUGGAAACAUUAAACGCGCGUGAUACUUUAAAUAAGGAAGGAAGAUCACAAUUCUCUGUCUAAAACUGUUGUUUGAAACAUGAAACCACAAAUUUGUUUAAAAUAAAGUAAUUCGUAUUCACAUCCCACUGGAUUAUUAUAGUAUUGUGUAUUCAUAGUUUUUGUCUAAGAUAUGAUAAUUUGAUUAGAAAUUUAAUGGAACUUUCUAUUUUUGCAAAUAAAGAAACAAGAUGUCAUGCAAUUGAAUUCACUACCUAGUCAAUAAUUUAGCUAGAAAUUAAAAAUAAAAUGCUUUAACUGAGCGCAAGAUAGGCUGUAUUAUGUGAAAGGUGACUUAUUUCGUCGUAAUAAUUUUCUGAUUCAACACGUUUGGGGGUCUUAAAAUACACAUUGUAUCUAUGUA
Messenger RNA from Strongylocentrotus purpuratus (purple sea urchin), 4553 nucleotides. RefSeq lists its product as uncharacterized. The record is from RefSeq and is a predicted model, not a curated record. Bases 400 to 2187 code for a protein of 595 amino acids. Lineage: Eukaryota; Metazoa; Echinodermata; Echinoidea; Camarodonta; Strongylocentrotidae. The transcript has 9 exons.